AUGGACAAUUACCCUCAGUUUUCCUCACCCGACGGCGCGACGCACUCCGUCGCGUACGCGGUCGUGGAGACCACGGACGCGGAGGCGUCGCUCGCGCGCGCGGACGAGAUCAUCCCGGAGAUGCGCGCGUUCAAGCUCGCGAACGCCACGGUCGACGCGUGCCUCCUCGCCGUCGUCGACAUCGUGAAUUUGACGUCGACGCUUCUCGUCUGCGGACGGAUCGAGGCGCGUCGUAGUAUCACACUGGCGUCGCUCUCCGUCGCCGCGUACGGCGGCGCGCUGACGCACGACGGCACACGGCUCGCGCUUCCCGGGCUGGUGUCGCGGAAGAAGGACUUCGUGCCCGCGCUGACGAAGGCGGUGACCGCGGGGUGGAACCCGCCCGCGGACGUCGUGCGAGAGCACAGCGCGGAACGGCCCUCGGCGGAGGACGACGACGGCGGAGAGGAGAGGAGCACGACCAAGACCCCGGCGCAAGAGGGGGAGGUGACGAAGAGCGCGAUGAAGCGCGCGAGGAGCAUGGUGGACAUCGCCCGCGGGGACGUGGUCGUGGAUUACAGCGAUGAGCCGUCGGGGAAGCUGGUGCGGAGGCCGACGCCGGAGCCGGCGAGCGGCGGCGGCGCGGGCGCGUGAUGAGGGCCGUUCUAUACGAGCGAACGUCGGGGUGGAGUUGAAAGGCGUCAGAAGCGGAGUUGAAAGGCGCCGAGGGUGGGUAUUGUGAGCGAGGUCCUUAAGGAUCGGCGUUCACAACGCCGACGCGGUCGUAUGGGGACCAGUGUGAGAUAGGACGCGCCUGAGCGCGAGGGAUCGCGCCGGGAACGCCGGGAACGACGUGGGGGAGCGCGGACGCGCGAUGGCGAACGGCGGGACGAGACGGACGGCGAAGACGAGACGCGGGGAGGCUUGGCGCGCGCGCGGGCGGCGAAACGGUCGCCGAGACGCCGCGGUCGCCCCGGGAGCGAUCGGAGCGAGCGAGAAGGGGUGUUCAACACGACGACUCUACUAAACC
Messenger RNA from Micromonas pusilla CCMP1545, 1009 nucleotides. RefSeq lists its product as uncharacterized. The record is from RefSeq and is a predicted model, not a curated record. The transcript has 2 exons. Gene Ontology annotation, molecular function: pyrophosphatase activity. Lineage: Eukaryota; Viridiplantae; Chlorophyta; Mamiellophyceae; Mamiellales; Mamiellaceae. Bases 1 to 633 code for a protein of 210 amino acids. Gene Ontology annotation, cellular component: cytoplasm.